Molecule: messenger RNA, 4702 nt
Organism: Spodoptera litura
Lineage: Eukaryota; Metazoa; Arthropoda; Insecta; Lepidoptera; Noctuidae
Product: matrix metalloproteinase-2
Biological process (GO): proteolysis; extracellular matrix organization; collagen catabolic process
Cellular component (GO): extracellular matrix
Molecular function (GO): zinc ion binding; metalloendopeptidase activity
Source: RefSeq, a predicted model, not a curated record
CUCGCGCGUGGUCGCGGUGAACGCGAGCCGAGCGUUCCGCUCAUGGACACUGUUGUUUUUCAUUUACGAUAAACUCGUACUAAAUUUGAAUUUCCACAGAAACAGUGCGUUAGUUGAAUUUUGUACUUACAGUCUGUACGUAUGACUAAAUAGUAGUGUUUAUUUGUAUGUUCUAUUUAUCGAUUUUUUGGCAACUCCUUAAAGAAUUAACUAGCUUCAUCAUUUUUGGAUACCGAUUCAUCGGAUGUAUAAAGUCUCAGUGUGAUUUUUAAUAAGUUAUUAGUGCUUUCAGUGUCAGCUGUGUAAGCUUAUUCGCUAUCCCUCUCGGUUGAGUCGAAAGGGAAAGGAAGGCCGAGUGUUAAGCAAGCGUUGUUUUGUUUUUUUUUUCACGAUUUUCUUUGCUGUAUGUAAAGUAGAGCGGAUUAAGAAAAUAAAUCGCUUCGAUAUCUUGUGCCCACAAGAAUAUUAUAAGUACAAAACAAACACAGCGCAUCGCCCACGUAGCGAGAUAACAGAGCAUCCCGUCCACAGAGAAAUUAAUAAUCUGGAACACGGUAACAGGAAGCAUGUCGAUAAAGUGCUCCAUGCUAUAACAGUGCUGAUGAGAGAACUGCUCGAAACUGCCGGCACUCUAAUAUGGUUAGCUGACACCCGCGAACUACCCGCUGUUGUUGCCACCAUGUUGUCUGACUCCCCGACACACUACAAACGCGACACGUCCGCACAUCACUCUCACAGAAGUUCAAAACUCACUAUCUCUGCGAUACCCUCAUCCAACAUGGAUCACAUCACUGAAGGCGCUGCACCGAGCGCAACGAACAAUAGCUCACAAACGUCUUGUGUAGGAACUAACGUGGAUAGAGUGGCACACGACAAUCAUUCCAAUGAUAAUUUAGACAAAGUUCACAAAAUGACUGACUUAGAUAGAUGUAGGAUACUAAAUAAAAAGAAAUUAGAAUGCCAACAUGAGUCUGAAAGACGAUGCCCUGCCACAGAUAGAGUCCAUGAACGAUGCGUAUUGCAUAACAAAGAAGACGUAUACGGAAAAGAAUCGAUUAUCAGAAAGAGGGUUGAGGUUGACGAAUGCGGUGGUUCAAGGCGGGCCGCUAAUUUGAAAUUUAAAUGUAGUCGCAAUGCACGGGAGUGGAUGGGAGCGAUCGGGAGGACAAUGGGCGUUCGCGUUCACGUGCGUGCCAUAGUCGUCGUGGGGUUGUUCCUGGCCAUAUUAGCGACGAGUGCAGCGGCGCCGAGGUCCCGGCCCACGCGCAGCGCGCACGAGAAAUCUGCGAGGAAUUACCUGGAGACGUUUGGGUAUCUGAAGAAGGGUCGGCCGGAGGUCGGUAACCUGCAACUCAUGAACCACGAACAAGAGUACGAAGACGAGUUCAGGAUCGCCAUCAAGACGUUACAAGAAUUCGGCGCUAUACCAGUGACGGGUGAGAUCGACAAGGCGACGUUGGCACUGAUGAAACAGAAGCGAUGCGGUCGACCUGACAGAGAAGAGGACGACGACGAGCACAGGAGAAAAAAACGGUUUGCAGUCCAGGGAGAGAAGUGGAAGUACACCAACUUGACUUGGAGCUUGUCUUCGACUCGGCGGCCAUCACAGCUGGACCCGUACGAAACUCGCAGUGUACUCGCACGGGCACUCAACGUAUGGGCACAGGCGUCACGCCUUACCUUCACAGAAAUCAACUCGGACGAGGCUGAUAUCGUCGUUUCCUUUGCUAAGCGUUACCAUGACGACGCGUAUCCAUUUGACGGGCGCGGCGCGAUCCUUGCGCACGCGUUCUUUCCUGGCACUGGCCGCGGUGGAGAUGCACACUUUGACGAUGACGAGCUGUGGCUGCUGCAACCAAGAGAUGACGAUGAAGAAGGAACUUCACUUUUUGCGGUGGCUGCCCACGAGUUCGGCCAUUCAUUGGGUCUGAGCCACAGCUCUGUAAAGGGCGCGCUUAUGUUUCCGUGGUAUCAAGGAAUUCAACAAAACUUUGUUUUACCAGAAGAUGAUCGCAAUGGUAUUCAACAAAUGUAUGGUCCUAAGACAGACACAACACAAUGGGGAAAAGUACCACAAUUUAGGCCGACUACUACUACCACGACAACAACCACCACCACUACCACGACUACCACCACUCGACGACCAUACAUUCCUUAUCAUGAUCGCCAUCACAACAGACAUCCCGAACAAUACCCUAACAGAGGGUACACCCCACGCAUUCCCAAUAGAUACCCUGAACGACAUUAUCCUGAUCACCGCCGCCAUUACAAUACGAGCGACGAACACCCGCGACGCACGAAUCACCACCACACCUACCGUCCCACUGAACGUACCACCCAUCCCACUACCUAUCGCCCGCGGUAUCCCUAUGUGCAGCCUGAGUACCCGAGUAAUCCUAGACCUCAUUACCCGAACGAUCCUAGGCAAGAUAAUCCAAGGAAGCCGUACUAUCCAGAGAAGACGACUCAGCGAACGACGACCACGACUCCUUCAGACAAACCUGACACGUGUGACACUAGUUACGACGCAGUCGCGCUCAUACGUGGCGAGCUCUUCAUAUUUAAAAAUCGAUACCACUGGAGGAUAGGAGCUCAUGGACGCUAUCCUGGAUAUCCAAUGGAAAUAACUAGAAUGUGGGCUAGUCUACCAAAGGAUCUUACACAUGUAGAUGCAGUUUAUGAAAGGCCGGAUCGCAAAAUAGCUAUUUUUAUAGGUAAACAAUUGUACUUGUUCGACUUACUAAAUUUGUUGCCGGGAUACCCGAAACCGUUGUCAGCGUUUGGUCUACCGGCAAGUUUGGAGAAACUAGACGCUGCCAUGGUUUGGGGUCACAACGGCAAUACUUAUUUCUACAGUGGCUCUAUGUACUGGAAAUAUGACGAAGAAAAAGGUCGUGUUGACUACGAUUAUCCUCGCAACAUGGCGAUGUGGAAAGGCGUAGGCUACAACAUCGACAGUGUAUUUCAAUGGAAAGAUGGUAAAACGUAUUUCUUCAAAGGUAAAGGUUUUUGGAAGUUUAACGACCUGCACAUGCGCGUUGAAAAUGACAAACAAUACCCAUCAGCGACCUUCUGGAUGGGAUGCGCCACAGAACGCUCGGGUCGGCGGGCAGGCUACAAGACCCCACCUGCGCCCGGCUCAACCCUACGCUCACCCAGUGCUGCAACUAAUUUAUCCAUCAAUUUACUAACGUUCUUAUACUCUACACUUUUAAUUGUGACUACUUAUUUUAGGUACUGUUAGAAUAAUAUUUUAUCCUUUACAUAAUUUAUUUCUACGACUGCAGCGAUAUUAAAAUCUUCAAUUUUAAAUUAUUAACUUGGAAUAAUAUAUACUUAGAAGUAUAUGCCAAGUUUAUGACAUUGGUACUUUAAUCUAGUUACCUAUGUAGUAAAUAUGUAAUGUACUGAUAAGCGAUAAGAUUUGGGAACAUUGUAAAAUAUCUAGUUAAAGAUAGCUAAAAGCUUGACUUUACUUAAUACCAACUUAUAGCCUAUGUAUAUUUUUGCAACACAAAAGAUCAAGGAAUUCACCAGUUUAAAAGCUGCUUUACAUUCAACUCCAGUGUUUAAAAUAUGGAUUCACACUUAUAACAUCAAACAAGUACAUAAGUAAGUACAGCAGAUAACGUCUGAAUCAACAAGUACAUAUCGGAUACGUCUGAAUUAAGACUAGACUUAGUAACUAUUGCGCAAAAUUGCACUGCCUGUUUAGUAUUAAACAAAUAUCUGCAUAAUUAUAAUAUAAGUACUUGUAUAAUGUUAUUAUUAAAUAAAGUUUAAAGUAAAUUAGAUAGUAAGUAAUUGUAUGAAUUAUUAUUUUAUUAUAUGUACAUUUUGAUCUCAAAACGAUCGAGUGCUUGGUUAGUUAACGUCAUGUAAGGUAUAAAACACCAUCCAUUUAGCUUCUGUACAGUUUGUAUUGUACUUCGAUGUUUAAUUGUUAGUGUGGAUAUCUGAAAUAAUUAUGUUGUAACUAUCCUACAGUACCUAUUUAAGUGACUAAUGCUCCUUGCGAUAGACAACACACAACUGCCUUAGUUAUUGAUAUUAUAAUAAAGCAUUUGUAGAAUAAUGUUGUAAAAAUUGUACUCGUUGACUUUAUCCCUUAUAUUAUUAUAUACCUACGUCAUAUAAUACAUAGUUGAGUAAAUUAUUUAUAUCUCUUAUGCUGGUUAAAAGAGGUACACUUAUAUAGUAAUUUGUAAAUGAAAUAAACUAAGUUACAUAAUAUAUAAGUAAAGAUAUGUGCUAUAAAAUCAAUGCUAACUAUACCUAUACAUAUAAUGGUAUGGAUAUAUACACGUAUUUUAACAAAUGGCCUUAUGUGUACUGUGAAAAGCUAAGGAUGAUGUAUUAUGAAUUCGUGUAAUCAGAUUGUGUUGCCAACAUGGAAAUGGAAAAGUAAAACUUGGUAGAAUGAAUAUGGUGCUUAUUAUAGUUAGUCAUUGUACAGAAUAAAUUCUCUUUGGAUAUUUUUGUAUGUUGCUGUUGUCUUCAAUCAAUGUUUACCAUAAAAAGUCAAUGAUAUACCUCUCCUAUCCUCGUAAUCCUUUAAGAACAGAAUUAUAUUAACAUACAAUAUUCUAUCUACAGUAAUCAAUCACACGGUUAUUCUUGAGACUUAGAAUAAACAUAGAAAGAAAAAUAUUUUGGAUACAGCCAAUAAGGUGACUUGUAUAUAAAAAAACAAUGUUAUACC